CACAACAGUUUUAGUUUCGUUUUGCUGUGUCCGUAACGACUUUUAUGUACAUAAAUGUAUGUAUGUAUCUCCUUUCGUAAAAUUGUAGCACUCUGAAAUAAAAAAAAAUAAAUAAAUAUCGGCAAGGCUAACAAAGAAAAACAACGACCACUGCACAAAGAAAACAAUACGUAUUUACAUUUGUGAAUUAAAGGAGGAAUCUAAAGGAAUCCCUAGAACUAAAGUCUGUCCAAGAUGACGCAACCGCUACCUAUUCGCUUUCAGGAGCAUUUACAGCUCACAAAUGUCGGGAUCAACGCAAACUCGUUCUCAUUCAGCACGCUCACGAUGGAGUCGGACAAGUUUAUUUGUGUGCGCGAGAAAGUUAAUGAUACCGCCCAAGUAGUCAUCAUUGACAUGAACGAUUCGACCAACCCCACGCGUCGUCCCAUUUCAGCGGACUCUGCAAUUAUGAAUCCAGCAAGCAAAGUCAUUGCUCUGAAAGCACAAAAGACGUUGCAGAUUUUUAACAUUGAGAUGAAAUCAAAAAUGAAGGCGCACACGAUGAAUGAAGAUGUUGUGUUCUGGAAAUGGAUAUCUUUGAACACUCUAGCAUUGGUGACGGAGACGAGCGUUUUUCAUUGGUCUAUGGAAGGCGACUCGAUGCCACAAAAAAUGUUUGAUAGACAUUCCUCCCUCAAUGGGUGUCAGAUAAUCAAUUAUCGCUGUAAUGCAACACAGCAAUGGCUGCUUCUGGUUGGCAUAUCGGCACUUCCCAGCCGUGUUGCCGGCGCCAUGCAGUUGUAUUCCGUGGAGCGUAAGGUCUCGCAGGCCAUCGAAGGUCAUGCAGCCAGUUUCGCGACUUUUAAAAUCGAAGGAAACAAGGAACCGACGACACUUUUUUGCUUCGCAGUGCGUACUUCCACAGGCGGCAAGCUUCACAUCAUUGAGGUCGGUACGCCGCCUAAUGGUAACCAGCCUUUUGCCAAAAAGGCUGUCGACGUCUUCUUCCCACCGGAAGCUCAGAAUGAUUUUCCAGUGGCCAUGCAGGUCUCCGCUAAGUACGAUACCAUAUAUUUGAUAACCAAAUAUGGAUAUAUUCAUUUGUACGACAUGGAGACUGCCACGUGCAUAUACAUGAAUCGCAUAUCGGCCGAUACAAUUUUUGUGACUGCUCCGCACGAGGUUAGCGGUGGAAUUAUUGGCGUCAAUCGCAAGGGUCAGGUGCUAUCUGUAACCGUUGACGAAGAGCAGAUCAUUCCUUACAUAAACACUGUUUUGCAAAACCCCGAUUUGGCCCUGCGAAUGGCUGUACGAAACAAUUUAGCCGGAGCCGAGGAUCUUUUUGUCCGCAAGUUCAACAAGCUGUUCACUGCUGGCCAGUUCGCUGAAGCUGCUAAAGUUGCUGCGCUGGCUCCCAAAGCCAUUCUUCGCACGCCUCAGACCAUUCAACGAUUUCAACAAGUGCAAACACCGGCAGGCUCGACGACCCCACCUCUACUGCAGUACUUUGGUAUUCUGCUCGACCAGGGAAAGUUAAACAAGUUUGAGUCUUUGGAGCUGUGUCGUCCAGUUCUGCUGCAAGGCAAGAAGCAACUUUGCGAAAAAUGGCUGAAGGAGGAAAAGCUUGAGUGCAGCGAAGAACUAGGUGAUCUCGUCAAGGCAUCAGACCUCACGCUAGCGCUCUCCAUUUAUUUGCGUGCCAAUGUUCCCAAUAAAGUGAUUCAGUGCUUUGCGGAAACGGGACAAUUUCAAAAGAUUGUGCUUUACGCCAAGAAGGUUAACUAUACACCAGACUAUAUUUUCCUGCUGCGUUCGGUGAUGCGUAGCAAUCCCGAGCAAGGUGCUGGUUUCGCAUCUAUGCUUGUGGCAGAGGAAGAGCCCCUGGCGGAUAUCAAUCAGACUGUAGACAUCUUCAUGGAACACUCCAUGGUACAACAGUGCACGGCAUUUUUGUUAGAUGCUCUGAAGCACAAUCGUCCGGCCGAGGGUGCCCUGCAGACACGAUUGCUUGAAAUGAAUCUCAUGUCUGCCCCACAGGUGGCCGACGCCAUACUUGGUAAUGCAAUGUUCACCCACUACGAUCGGGCACACAUCGCCCAGCUGUGUGAAAAGGCAGGUUUGCUGCAGCGUGCCCUAGAGCACUACACGGAUCUUUACGAUAUAAAGCGGGCCGUCGUCCACACACAUAUGCUAAAUGCUGAGUGGCUGGUUAGCUUUUUUGGCACAUUAUCGGUGGAGGACUCUCUGGAAUGUCUGAAGGCUAUGUUGACAGCAAAUCUACGUCAGAAUUUACAAAUCUGUGUACAAAUUGCCACCAAGUACCAUGAGCAGUUGACCACCAAGGCGCUUAUUGAUCUAUUUGAGAGCUUUAAAAGCUACGACGGGCUGUUCUAUUUUCUAAGCAGCAUUGUUAACUUCUCACAGGAUCCAGAGGUACACUUCAAAUACAUUCAGGCCGCCUGUAAGACUAACCAGAUAAAAGAGGUGGAACGGAUUUGUCGUGAAUCGAACUGCUAUAACCCGGAGCGCGUGAAGAAUUUCUUGAAGGAAGCUAAGCUGACUGAUCAACUUCCGCUGAUUAUUGUUUGUGAUCGGUUCGACUUUGUCCACGAUCUGGUGCUGUAUUUAUACCGCAACAAUCUCCAAAAGUAUAUAGAGAUAUACGUACAGAAGGUAAACCCUUCUCGCCUGCCAGUUGUUGUGGGUGGAUUGCUUGACGUCGACUGCAGUGAGGAUAUCAUCAAAAAUCUCAUACUAGUGGUCAAGGGUCAAUUCUCUACAGACGAACUGGUGGAGGAGGUUGAAAAGCGUAAUCGCCUAAAGCUUCUACUUCCCUGGCUUGAGUCUCGUGUCCACGAAGGCUGCGUUGAGCCCGCAACACACAAUGCCUUGGCCAAGAUUUACAUCGAUUCCAAUAACAACCCAGAACGUUUCCUCAAAGAGAAUCAGUACUAUGACAGCCGCGUGGUCGGUCGCUACUGUGAAAAGCGGGACCCUCAUCUGGCCUGUGUUGCCUACGAACGGGGCCAGUGCGAUCGCGAAUUGAUUGCCGUCUGCAACGAAAACUCGCUAUUUAAAAGUGAAGCUCGUUAUUUGGUGGCACGACGUGAUGCCGAACUCUGGGCGGAGGUCCUGUCUGAGGCCAAUCCGUACAAGCGCCAGCUGAUUGAUCAAGUCGUUCAGACUGCUCUGUCAGAAACACAGGAUCCCGACGACAUUUCGGUGACAGUAAAGGCAUUCAUGACUGCUGACUUACCCAAUGAACUGAUUGAAUUGCUGGAAAAGAUCAUAUUGGACUCUUCGGUGUUCAGCGACCAUCGAAAUCUGCAGAACCUGCUCAUACUCACUGCCAUUAAAGCUGAUCGUACACGCGUUAUGGAUUAUAUCAACCGACUGGACAAUUACGAUGCACCGGACAUAGCCAACAUUGCAAUAAGUAAUCAAUUGUAUGAGGAGGCAUUCGCCAUCUUCAAGAAGUUCGAUGUCAAUACAUCAGCCAUUCAGGUUCUGAUUGAUCAGGUCAAUAAUUUGGAGAGGGCUAACGAGUUCGCCGAGCGCUGUAACGAGUCAGCCGUAUGGUCACAGUUGGCCAAAGCUCAACUGCAGCAAGGCUUAGUCAAGGAGGCUAUUGAUUCAUACAUAAAGGCCGAUGAUCCGAGUGCUUACGUGGACGUGGUUGACGUGGCUAGCAAGGUGGAAUCGUGGGACGACCUUGUCCGCUAUCUUCAAAUGGCACGCAAGAAGGCGCGUGAGUCUUAUAUUGAGAGUGAAUUGAUUUACGCAUUCGCCCGCACUGGUCGUUUGGCGGAUCUUGAAGAGUUCAUAUCGGGCCCCAACCACGCAGACAUACAGAAAAUUGGCGAUCGCUGUUUCAGUGACGGAAUGUACGACGCUGCAAAGCUCCUGUAUAACAAUGUCAGCAACUUUGCCCGUUUGGCUAUUACACUGGUAUAUCUCAAGGAGUUCCAGGGCGCUGUUGACUCCGCGCGAAAGGCCAACUCGACGCGCACAUGGAAGGAAGUUUGCUUUGCUUGCGUAGAUGCUGAGGAGUUCCGGCUAGCGCAGAUGUGUGGCCUGCAUAUUGUUGUUCAUGCCGAUGAGCUGGAGGACUUGAUUAAUUAUUACCAGAACCGCGGAUAUUUCGAUGAGCUGAUAGCACUACUCGAGUCCGCUCUGGGCCUCGAGCGUGCACAUAUGGGAAUGUUCACCGAGUUGGCCAUACUCUACUCCAAAUUUAAACCAUCAAAGAUGCGUGAGCACUUGGAACUAUUCUGGUCCCGCGUCAAUAUACCAAAAGUACUGCGAGCUGCCGAGUCGGCUCAUCUAUGGUCGGAGCUAGUGUUCCUCUACGAUAAGUACGAGGAAUAUGACAACGCAGUGCUUGCCAUGAUUGCCCACCCGACUGAGGCGUGGCGCGAGGGACACUUUAAAGACAUUGUAACAAAGGUGGCAAAUAUUGAGUUAUACUACAAGGCCAUCGAAUUUUAUUUAGACUUUAAGCCAUUGCUGCUGAACGAUAUGCUCCUAGUGCUGGCUCCUCGAAUGGAUCAUACUCGAGCUGUUAACUACUUCUCGAAAACCGGAUACUUGCCUUUGGUCAAGCCCUACUUGCGCUCCGUACAAUCCCUCAAUAACAAAGCUAUCAAUGAAGCUCUUAAUGGUCUCUUAAUCGACGAGGAAGAUUACCAAGGUCUCCGCAACUCGAUCGACGGCUUUGAUAACUUUGACAACAUUGCGCUGGCUCAGAAGCUCGAGAAGCAUGAGCUCACAGAAUUUCGUAGAAUUGCUGCAUACUUAUAUAAGGGCAAUAACCGUUGGAAACAAAGCGUUGAGCUAUGCAAAAAGGAUAAACUCUACAAGGAUGCUAUGGAGUAUGCCGCUGAGUCAGGCAAGCAAGAGAUUGCUGAAGAGUUGUUAGGAUGGUUCCUGGAGCGGAAUGCCCACGAUUGCUUUGCGGCAUGUCUUUAUCAGUGCUACGACUUGCUGCGCCCUGAUGUCAUUUUGGAACUGGCAUGGAAACAUAAGAUUAUGGACUUUGCCAUGCCCUACUUAAUACAGGUUUUGCGUGAAUACACUAAUAAAGUUGAUAAGUUAGAGUUGAACGAGGCUCAGCGCGAAAAGGAAGAUGACACCACUGAACAUAAAAAUAUUAUACAAAUGGAGCCACAACUUAUGAUAACCGCUGGGCCGGCUAUGGGCAUUCCGCCUCAAUAUGCACAGAAUUAUCCGCCCGGCACUGCCACAGUUGCUGCUGCGACGACAACAGGGCGCAAUAUGGGCUACCCAUAUUUGUAGGCAACGACCAGAAAGCAAAUAUAUAAAAUAAUUAAUGUAAUGUGAAAAAGAAAUGUAUCAGCAUCAGAAACAUUACCAAUACAAAAAGAGUUACAAGCUAAUAGUUUAUUUUGCGCCAAACUACAUCAACACCUACACCACAGCUCCAAAACAGUAUGAACCAUAAUCAGACGUCAAACCGUUCGCGU
This is a messenger RNA of Drosophila guanche, 5465 nucleotides long. RefSeq names its product clathrin heavy chain (gene Chc). The coding region runs from base 235 to 5277 and encodes 1680 amino acids. Gene Ontology annotation, molecular function: clathrin light chain binding; structural molecule activity. The record is from RefSeq and is a predicted model, not a curated record. Gene Ontology annotation, cellular component: clathrin complex; clathrin-coated endocytic vesicle; clathrin coat of coated pit. NCBI's taxonomy places the organism in Eukaryota, Metazoa, Arthropoda, Insecta, Diptera, Drosophilidae. Gene Ontology annotation, biological process: intracellular protein transport; receptor-mediated endocytosis. The transcript is spliced from 7 exons.